Molecule: messenger RNA, 714 nt
Organism: Durusdinium trenchii
Lineage: Eukaryota; Dinophyceae; Suessiales; Symbiodiniaceae
Source: the annotation of a GenBank genome assembly
AUGGCACUGAAGAUUCUGGUCCUCGCGCAGUGGGCUGUUGCUGCCUCCUUGGCUCCAGGAGACUGUGCAUUCGUGGGCAUCUACGGUGAGAAGGAUGAUUUUGCCAUCCUUUUGCUCGAGGAUGCAGAUGGGGAGAGAAUCUCACUGACAGAUGGAACUCUCAAGGACAAAGACUUCCAGGCCAAACAGCGGGCGCAAGCGAAGGAACAUGUGAAGGAUGCCGUCAAGGGAACUGUAUUGCGGAAGUCGGACUUCGUGACAGAAAAUGGGUGGUCCUUUGCGGCUCCAUUGGCACUCACGGUUUACAAGGGAAGCCCGUCGUCUCCCACGCCCUUGUGCGGUGUCAACUUGGAUGGGAAAGCAGGCAACAUGGCGGUUCGCAGGCUGGAUGAAGAGGUGGCUGCCCUCAAUCUUGGCGAGACUGAGACCGCCCAAUAUGCAGGACUCAUGACUGGCAGCAAGGAAGAGCUCUUGGAUGGCAUCACCAACCCCAUGAACUGGUUGCGAGAUUCAGCUGUUCGCCAACUCUCCGGCUUUAGCAUUGCUUCGGGCCAGAACAGCACCACAUCGAUGACCACGACCUCAAUGGGGGGAAACACCACGGAGACGACUGAGACGACCAGCAGCAUGGACAUGACCACAGAAGAAGAGGAUGGUGCAUCGCACGCCACUGUUUGCGGCGUGAUCCUGUCUUUAGUCUUGGCCACGAUGUAA